Pyricularia oryzae 70-15 is the source of this 2371-nucleotide messenger RNA. RefSeq lists its product as uncharacterized. The coding region runs from base 253 to 2163 and encodes 636 amino acids. The record is from RefSeq and is a predicted model, not a curated record. The transcript has 3 exons. Lineage: Eukaryota; Fungi; Ascomycota; Sordariomycetes; Magnaporthales; Pyriculariaceae.
CUUUUUUUUCGAUCCUCAACUGCGCUUCCAUAAUCGAUUCACCCAUCACCUAGCGACUACUUAUGUCGGAAUUUUUCGAUCGUUUUAUAUGAUUCAUAAAAUCACAGGCUGUCCCUUGUUCGAAAACGUCAAUAACACUGUCAAAGUAGUUCUCCGGCAAACAAACAUCUAUCAGGGUCUCGCCGCCUUACCGAGUAGAGAGGCACAAGCCUCGCCCUUGCCCGGCUCCGCAAGAGCCUCGAAGACGCGACCAUGGACGGACGCGACAGAUCAAGAAGAUACGAAGAUGGUGAAGUGACGCGCUAUGGAGCGGGAGAAUCCUAUCGGCCAUUCAACCGCGACCGCUCCCCACGCCGGCCGGCCAGGAGUCCCCUGAUGCGCGGCGACCGCGACAGGCCCAGGAGCCCGCCCGCCGACAGCUACGUACCGCCGCCGCGCCGCCACCAGCGCUCCCGCAGCCCCGACCGGUUCCGUGGCGGCGGCGGAGGAGGUGGAGGCGGUGGUCUCGGCCACGGACACGGGGACCCAAAGCCCAGCCAGGCAGAUUGUUGGAGGAGACGGGAUGAUAGUCGCGGCAGGCCCAGGAGUCCGCUGCCCAGGCGGAGCCCUCCACCGCCGAGGAGGAGCCCCAUCAGGAGGAGCCCGCUGCCUAGGUAUGGUGGCAGUCCCCGGAGGAUGGAUGGUCGCGCGAGGAGUCCGCCGAGGAGGGACUAUGAUGGACCGAGACGAAGAUCUCGUUCCCCUAUCGACCGCAUGCGCCGUUCUCGAUCCCCAGUUCGCCGCAGUCCAAUACCACCACCACCACGCUCUUACCGCCCACCACGGUCGCGCAGUCCGCCACGAGGCGACGAUCGAUACAUAGGGCCAGCUUCUCGAAACAACAACAACCGUUCCCCACCACAUCCGUUCAACUUGGGUAGCAACGCGAGGGAUUCGAACCUAUCUUCCCGCUCCGCUUCUGGUCGAUCCUCACCACAUCCCAACACAGUCCGCCGAGGAGAUAGGUCUAUCCCGCAGAGCCCUCUUUCGCGCUCACCGGCAUUCGUUUCUAGCGCAAACGCCAUCCCUGUCGUUCAGGUGCGGGAUCGCGAGCGUGCGGCAGAGAAACCCCCGCCGCCGCCACCGGCCGUUUCUGAACCCUCCGCCAACACCGCCUCUACUGCGACUCCUACUGCUGCUGCUGCACCUGCAGCUCCCCAGCCUGAGCGCGCACAGUCGGCGGCCAUUACACAGCCAUUAACAUCAACACAAGCACCAGCAUCAACACCGACACAGGCACCGGCACCGGCACCACCAGCGCCUGCACCAAAGUCCCCUCCUCGAGGGCCGGCAGCUCUCCGCGGUGCACCGCCGACAGGGCCCAGGGAAAACAGGAAGCCUUCGCUGGCAUCAUCGACCCCGGCACGUCAGUCCGCCUCGCCGGCCGUCACCUCCAACGCGAACCGCAUCGACGCUGCCUCACCCACGGCACCACCUUCAGGUCCCCGUGGCGCCCGCGGAGGACCGUAUUCCGGCCGCGGCCGAGGCGGCGGCUGGGGCACCUCCAUGCCUGCCCGGCAAUCUUCAAACCCGGCAUCACUGGGCAGCGGAGGAUCCGCAGGCGGAUCGGGUGCCGUGGGAGGUGCAGGAGGAUCAUCGGCCCCAACAGGCGCCAACAGCAUCCCCACGGGCCCUCGCUCGGCGUCAACAACCGCCACCACCUCACCCGCCCUAGCCAGCAGACCCUUUAACCCACCAACAGGCCCAUCUUUCCAGCAGCAGCAAACCCAACCUCCGACCGCCCCACAGCAACAACAACAACCACCCCAGCAGCAGCAGCAACAGCAGCAGCAGCCCGCCCCACCGCCACCUCAGCGAACACUCGCGCAGCAGAUCAUGAGCACGAUGCCGCUCAUAAUCCCGCACAACAGCAAGCUGGACCCGCAGUCGGCGUGCCUGGUCAGCGGCGUAGUCAAGGAGCUGGAGCCGCACCACCGCCGGCUCCGUGAGGACGAGGAACGCCUGCGCGACGAACUCAAGGCCAAAGAGGAGCGCCUGCGCAAGAGCCUGCGCGUCUACGAGCGGCUCGAGCGCGAGGCCCAGACCCACGCCCUUCGGUCCGAGCUCACGCAAAAGAGCCUGGACGAGUUGGGUGGAGGCAGGGCUGGCGGCGUUGCGUUUUAGUAGAAAGGACUGGGGCUGACUUGGGUGUUUUUCUCUCUCUCGAUUCUUUUUCUUCUUUCUUUGGGCAUGAGAGGAGGUAAUAAAAUGUCUAACAACAGUGUGUUGCCCAUGUACACUAGGCAGAAUCAAUACAGCGAUUUUGAACCUAUGCUCUCGAUUCCAGUUCAAAUGUGAGCAUCCAGUCGUCGUCGAGGGGUAGGCCUGUUCC